GCGUGAGUGCGAGGCGCGUGUGAAUCUUCUGCGUAUGUGUGCGUCCCUGAGUGUCGCUCCGAUGGCGUCCCCCAAGGGCCAGCUGACCAGGAAGGGGCUCCAGCCUGUGCCCAGGAUGCAGCCGGCCAUGAUGAUGUUCUCCAGCAAGUACUGGGCCCGCAGGGGCCUCUCCCUGGACUCGGCCAUGUUUGACCAGCAGCUGCACACCGGGGGUAACCUGGUGAGAGAAGGGUUCAAAAUGAUGGCUCGUAGGAACUCCUUCGGCAGAAUAGAUGAAACACCUGAUAAAGAGGGCAAUAGUGCACCCCAUGACCCCGGGAAGACUGCUCUCAUCUUCUCCGUGAAAAAUGAAGUGGGCUGCUUGGUGAAGGCUUUGCGUCUUUUCCAGGAGAAACAUGUCAACCUGGUCCAUAUCGAGUCCCGCAGAUGCAAGCGCGUGCCCACGGAGGUGGAAAUCUAUGCCGAGUUCAACUGCACCAAGAAGGAGUUUAACGAGCUGGUGCAGUACCUCAAAGACCAUGUCAAUAUCGUGUCCUACAACACACCUCAGCACGUGUGGUCUACGGACGGAGACUGUGAGGAUUGUGUGUGUGUUCUGGGGAGCUUACCAGAUGGGGAAGGAGUUCCCUGGUUUCCUCAGAAGAUAUCUGAGCUGGACCAGUGCUCCCACCGAGUACUGAUGUACGGCUCGGAGCUUGACGCCGACCAUCCCGGCUUCAAGGACAAUGUGUAUCGUCAGAGGAGGAAAUACUUUGUGGAGGUUGCAAUGAAUUACAAAUUUGGGCAACCAAUACCUUGCAUAGAGUACACAGUGGAGGAGGUCAAGACUUGGGGAGUCGUAUUCCGUGAGCUCACCAAACUCUACCCCACCCACGCCUGCCGAGAGUACUUGAAAAACCUCCCAUUGCUCACAAAGCAUUGUGGGUACCGCGAAGACAACAUCCCUCAGCUGGAGGACGUGUCCCUGUUUCUCCGAGAUAGGUCAGGGUUCACGGUGCGUCCAGUGGCUGGGUACCUGUCUCCGCGUGACUUUCUGGCUGGCCUAGCCUACCGUGUGUUCAACUGCACCCAGUAUGUGCGUCACAGCACCGACCCGCUAUACACACCAGAGCCGGACACUUGCCAUGAGUUACUGGGCCACGUUCCGCUGCUGGCCGACCCAAAGUUUGCCCAGUUCUCCCAGGAGAUCGGACUAGCUUCCCUGGGAGCAACGGACGAGGACGUGCAGAAACUCGCCACGUGUUAUUUCUUCACCAUUGAGUUUGGCCUGUGUAAACAAGAUGGACAACUGAGGGCUUAUGGAGCAGGCCUGCUCUCCUCCAUUGGAGAGCUGAGGCAUGCACUCUCUGACAAGGCCACAGUGAAGACAUUUGAGCCCAGGACCACUUGCAACCAGGAGUGCCUCAUCACCACCUUCCAGGACGUUUAUUUUGUCUCUGAGAGUUUUGAGGAGGCCAAAGAAAAAAUGAGGGAUUUUGCAAAAACAAUCAAGAGGCCUUUCUCAGUGUACUACAACCCCUACACUCAGAGUAUUGACCUACUGAAGGACACCAGAGGCAUUGAGAAUGUGGUGCAGGACUUGCGUAGCGACCUCACCACAGUGUGCGACGCCCUGGGCAAGAUGAACAGAUACCUGGGCAUAUAGUCUUGUUCGCAUCACUCCCAUGGAAACUGCCAGCACUUUGUCAGUGUUCAGUUGGCUCUAGUUGUAAAUUGUGUGAUUGCAAAACGGCUUCAAAUGUAUUUCACUGCCAGUUUUCUGUUGUGCUGCUUUAAAAUGCCUCUUACUUUCAUUGUUAAUUGCAGUAUAGACAGGGAAAAGUGCAGCUUCAGAAUCGGACAAUGUCAAGUGUCGUAAGACCUACAGUAAGGUUUUAUUUGGCAACA
This is a messenger RNA of Sardina pilchardus (European sardine), 1887 nucleotides long. RefSeq names its product tryptophan hydroxylase 2 (tryptophan 5-monooxygenase) (gene tph2). Gene Ontology annotation, biological process: serotonin biosynthetic process; aromatic amino acid metabolic process. The transcript is spliced from 11 exons. The record is from RefSeq and is a predicted model, not a curated record. Gene Ontology annotation, cellular component: neuron projection. NCBI's taxonomy places the organism in Eukaryota, Metazoa, Chordata, Actinopteri, Clupeiformes, Clupeidae. The coding region runs from base 35 to 1645 and encodes 536 amino acids. Gene Ontology annotation, molecular function: tryptophan 5-monooxygenase activity; iron ion binding.